Messenger RNA from Parasteatoda tepidariorum (common house spider), 4146 nucleotides. It is a transcript of the gene Afg3l2, whose product is annotated as AFG3 like matrix AAA peptidase subunit 2. NCBI's taxonomy places the organism in Eukaryota, Metazoa, Arthropoda, Arachnida, Araneae, Theridiidae. Gene Ontology annotation, biological process: mitochondrial protein processing. The record is from RefSeq and is a predicted model, not a curated record. Gene Ontology annotation, cellular component: membrane; m-AAA complex. Gene Ontology annotation, molecular function: ATP-dependent peptidase activity; ATP hydrolysis activity; ATP binding.
CACUUUCGUUCAUAAUAAUUUUUUUUAAAACUGUUUAUUUUCAGUUUUAUCAGUUUCUUUCUUUUUCAUAGGACAAAUAUUACAAACUCAUUGAACUUGAGUUCGAACUAUUACAACUGUUCAGACUUUAUAAAUUACAUCAACAGAAGAUUGUUUUUAGCUUUCCUUAUAUAAUAAACAAACUUAAUAAUAGUUUAAAUGUUAAAACUUCAAAGUCAUAUUUAAUUUCAACAGUGAUUGCAAUGUCUUACAGAUUAUGUCGCUCGGUGAAAGUAUUGGAGCCAUAUUUACUUAGAAUUUUAAGUAAUUUUAAAUUCCAUCCUGCUUUAAGAAGUUAUCCCCUGGGAUCUUUGUACCAUUUGCAAAGGCUGUGUGAGAAAGUUCCAAAAGGAUUUGAAAAGUAUUAUCCCAAUGGAAAGAAAGCAAAAAGUGAAUCACCACAACCCUCAGAAAAAGAGACUGAGGAUGUCACAAAGCCACCUUCACGAGAUGUUCCGAGCAGCAAGAAACCUGAAGACUGGAUAUUCAAGCUGAAUUUCGGAGGAAAAGGGUCGAAUAAAGGAAGGAAGAACCCUUUUAGUCCUGAUGAUGACAAUAAAACUGUUGCAUUUGCACUUUUUGGUACUCUGGGAGUUUUGGCACUGAUCGCUUAUAACGAAUUUCGAUACAAAGAAAUUACCUGGAAAGAAUUCAUUAAUUCUUAUCUUGCUAGAAAUUUAGUUGAAAAAUUAGAAGUUGUAAAUAAAAAAUAUGUUCGAGUAAAGUUUAUUCCUGGUAAUCAAUUAGAUAAUAAUAAAUAUUGGUUUAACAUUGGAAGUGUUGAUACUUUUGAGAGAAAUUUAGAAAAUGUACAGUUAGAAAUGAAUAUUGAGCCUGCUAAUUUUGUUCCUGUUGUGUACAAAACAGAAAUGGAUGGAUCUGGCUUAGUUUCAUACUUACCAAUGAUCAUUCUUGUUGGUUUUAUUGUAUGGAAUAUGAAAAAAACAGCUGGAAUGAUGGGAGGUGGAGGUAGCAGGAGAAUGGGAGGUUUGUUUGGGAUGGGAGAAACAACUGCUAAACUGAUCAACCCAUCUGAAAUAGGAGUAAAAUUCAGAGAUGUUGCUGGCUGUGAAGAAGCAAAAGUAGAAAUUAUGGAAUUUGUUAAUUUUUUAAAGAAUCCACAGCAAUAUACUGAACUUGGAGCAAAAAUUCCCAAAGGUGCUAUAUUGACUGGUCCUCCAGGAACUGGAAAAACGUUGCUUGCCAAAGCAACAGCAGGAGAAGCCAAUGUACCAUUCAUCACUGUAUCAGGUUCUGAAUUCUUGGAGAUGUUCGUUGGAGUGGGGCCCUCAAGGGUCAGAGAUAUGUUUUCAAUGGCAAGGAAGAAUGCACCUUGUAUUCUGUUCAUCGAUGAAAUAGAUGCUGUGGGCCGAAAGAGAGGCGGCAGAAGCUUUGGUGGUCACAGUGAGCAAGAAAACACUUUAAAUCAACUUCUAGUAGAAAUGGAUGGUUUUAAUACAACUACGAAUGUGGUUGUACUUGCUGCCACCAAUAGGGUAGAUAUAUUAGAUCACGCUCUGCUCCGUCCUGGUAGAUUUGAUCGACAAAUAUUUGUACCUGCUCCUGAUAUUAAAGGAAGAGCUUCUAUAUUCAAAGUACAUCUGCAGCCUCUAAAGACACUCAUUGACAAAAUGGACCUCUCUAGAAAAAUGGCUGCUUUAACACCAGGCUUCACAGGUGCUGAUAUUGCCAACGUGUGCAAUGAAGCUGCACUCAUAGCUGCGAGAGAUUUGAAUGAAAGUAUCAAAAUGCCACAUUUUGAACAAGCCAUUGAGCGAGUCGUUGCAGGCAUGGAGAAGAAAACGAAUGUUUUGCAAGUAGAAGAAAAACGAACUGUAGCGUAUCACGAGGCAGGACAUGCUGUUGCAGGCUGGUUUUUAGAGCAUGCUGAUCCACUUUUGAAAGUUUCUAUCAUUCCUCGUGGGAAGGGUCUAGGAUAUGCCCAAUAUCUGCCCAAAGAACAAUACUUAUACAGUAAAGAACAGUUGUUUGAUAGAAUGUGUAUGACCUUGGGAGGCAGAGUUUCAGAACAGAUUUUCUUCAAAAAAAUAACUACUGGUGCUCAGGAUGAUUUGAAGAAAGUUACUCAGAGUGCCUAUGCUCAGGUUGUUCAAUUUGGAAUGAAUGAGAAGGUAGGUCAGUUGUCAUUUGAUUUACCACAACCCGGAGAUAUGGUGAUCGACAAACCAUACAGUGAAGCCACUGCACAAAUCAUUGAUUCUGAAGUGAGAGAAUUGGUUGACAGGGCAUACCAAGCCACAUUGAAACUGCUAGAGAGUCAUAGGGCAGAUGUUGAAAAGGUAGCACUUCGACUGCUGGACAAAGAAGUAUUGAGCAGAGAUGACAUGAUUGAACUUUUGGGACCAAGACCUUUCAAAGAAAAAUCCACUUACGAAGAAUUUGUGGAAGGAACUGGUUCUUUUGAAGAAGAUACUACCUUACCCAAAGGAUUACAUGACUGGAAUAAAGAUGCCCCACCCCCUAAAGACACAGCGCCAUCUAGUACUUAGGAUUUAUAAAUUGUUGUGAUAUGGAUGUACAUAUUUUCAAAAGAGUUUUCUUCAGAACUGUAAUAUUUAUUCAAUUCCAUCGUUCUUACAGGGUGGCCCGUAAUAAAACUUAGUGAGGUUUUUAUAAAAAUUUGUUAAUUUUUAAUUCCAACAUAAUUAAGCUAAAGUUAAGAAGUUUUCUUUUUACCUUAUGUAACCAGCAGGCCACACAACAUUUAUGUUUUUCGAUUCUUAUUACCUCAGACAGGCCAUAUACGUUGAUACUUUUGCUUAAUUAAUGCGUUUAUGCUCUUAGGAUUUUAUUUUCUUUGUUACUUACUUUUGGUUUCGUAACUUUUAUGACAUUAAAAUGUUGAUUUAUAAAGUAAUUCGUGUAAUCGACAUUAUUUUGAUAAACGUUACCAAACUAAAACUAAGUUUACAUUUGACAAGAAAAAAGAAUGCAAAGUACAACAUAUUUUCAAAAUCAAUACAAAUUCUGUCCUAUAAGGAUAAUAUUGACAUCAUUUUAAAAACUGUUUGCACAUUAAAAAGGUUUUCCUUUCUUUAAAGUGAGCUGCCAAUAGUAUAGGUUUAAUCAUAAACAGAAAAAUACCAAAUAUAUGUCUGCACUAAGUAAUGAAAUCUGCCGUGAAUCCUAUUUGGAAAUUGGUUCUCGCAAAUUUCAGGUUGUUUUUAGUUUUUUUAGUUCUGUAGUUACAGCUUACAUUAGCAUAGUCAAAGAGAAUCAAAGUCGUUCAAUCUAUGCAAAUAAAGCUUUUUAUGGGCUUAAACAAUUUUUUAAAUCUUCACUACUAUGAAAAAAUACUAAAUUGUUUAGUAUAUAAAGCAUUCAUUCAACCAAUGUUUAUUUAUGUAUCUAGAACCUGACCAAAUUUGGAUCGAAAAAAAGAAAAACAGCCAUUAUUGAGAGUAAAGUUUUUUUCAGCUAUUUAUGGUGAAAUAGAAAUCAAUAAUGUUUAGAGAAGAAGACAUAACUUUGAGCUUUAUGAAAAUCUAUAGAGAGCUAGUUGUUGUUAAGUUCAUAAAAAUAAAACCUGGGCAGUUCAUAUAUUUAGAAUGGAUGAUGAUUCCAAAUGAAAAAUAAUUAUUUUUCCUUAACUACUAAUUAAGUAGAAAACGGGGUAGACCAAGAUUGAGAGAGGUGGAGUUUGUGGAAAAUGAUUUCCUCGCUAUCCAGGAAGGAAACUGACGCACAAGUGUCAAAACGAGUAGAAUGAGGAAUGAGCAGAAUGUUGAUGCAGUGGUGCAGAGUUCAGAUGAAGGCACUGGCUCACUCUGAGCUGUCUAGGCAAAUGUGAUGUUGUCGAAUUAUGAUGAAUGUUGAAUUAUAAAAAUUGCAAAAUUAUUCAUACAAUUAAGUUCUCACAGAAAAAUGAUUCAUAACUUAGGAAUAAAGAGAAAAGAUUGCUUCUUAGGUUUUCAAUCGUUAAAACCAAGUAAAUAUUUAAAUACUUAGAUUAUAGGCAAUACUUGGAAUUGCGAGGUUAUAGUUCAUGAAGUUCUUGCCGUUACAGUCUAUAAUACAAUUAAAGUGUGUGAUGGAAUUUUCAAAAUUUUAUUAUGUUCGGUCAAGUAAAGUACUGCUAAUUUGUUA